Messenger RNA from Fusarium fujikuroi IMI 58289, 2598 nucleotides. Its product is annotated as related to thermostable alkaline protease precursor. The transcript has 5 exons. The coding region runs from base 1 to 2598 and encodes 865 amino acids. Gene Ontology annotation, molecular function: serine-type endopeptidase activity. NCBI's taxonomy places the organism in Eukaryota, Fungi, Ascomycota, Sordariomycetes, Hypocreales, Nectriaceae. Gene Ontology annotation, biological process: proteolysis. The record is from RefSeq and is a predicted model, not a curated record.
AUGCCAGUGACGAUAUGGCGACUCAACGCUUCAGCGUAUGCGAAAUGGUCGCUGAAGUGGCUAAAGAAGUGCUACGAGCUUGACGAUGCGGCUGAAGAAGCUGCCGCAGUCUUGUUGCAUACUCUGCUUGAGAUUUGCCUGUUUCCAACUCCAGCGGGGAGCCAGACCAACCCUGGUGAGGACUACACGCGCAUGGUGACAUUGGCAGGGCCAGGUAACAGGUCGCGAUUGAAGAAGUCUAUAUCCUUGUCAUUCAUCACAGACAAAACGCUCCCAAUCAAAGCCAAGGAACAGUGCGACGCGUUUCUAGCCAGACUCAGCCAAGAUGAGCCCAAGAAAAAGACUGGUCUUAACCAAAUCACAGCAGGAUCGAAGCUGCCAGAACCAGAUGACUUUCCUCAGCAUGUCAGCAAGAACCUGUUUGAGGCUCUUCACCAGCACGCAUAUUGUCACCAUGCAGAAAUGGCACAGCAGAAAUCUUGGCUGAGUAAAUCCAAGAAGGUGAAGCCCCAUCAUCAUGAACUAGCUCAUCCGAUCAGACUGCACCUUGAUGCGAAGCCACAAAUACAGAGCAAGCAUGCUCAGUUUGAGGUGGUGAUUUCUUCAGAGAAUAUGAGUUACUGGCAACAUUUGUGGCUAGGUAUUCCUAUGCAAACGAAAGGUCGCAGAGGUGGUGUCAAGUUUGCAAACGUUUCCAGCGAUGAGGAGGGAGAUGGUCAAAUCUCUGCUCUGAAACGAAUCAACUCGGACUACUUCUGCCAAGUGUUAAAACAUCAACUGUUUGCCAAACUCAAUCUCAACUUUGUCAAAGGCAUUGGUCUUGUAUCCCUACCGCCACCUGCUCCUCUUGAGAGAUUCUUAUGCCCGGGACAAGGGCUUCCACUGUCUCUAGCCAUCCAGAGCUAUAAGUUGACAGACAAGGACAAGAUCUUACUCGCUCAUGCUAUUGCACAUUCUUUCUGGCAGUUCUACGAAUCGGACCUGAUGAAACACCGCUGGACGAGCGAUGAUAUUUGGUUCAUGCAUGAGAUGGAUCACCAGCAUUCGCCGAAAGAUCUACUUGCACUGCGGGUGUAUAUGCCACUUGACUUCGAAUGUCAACAAAUAAACUUGGAGAAUGAAGAAAGGGCAAUGCUGACGCACCCCUUCCCGCACAUUCUUAGCCUGGGACUUGUUCUCCUGCAAAUUGGACUCUCAAAGCCUUUCAAGCCUAUGACACACCUACCGCUUAUCUCUCGACUGAACAGAGACCAUGGUGCCGCGAGGCAAUUAUUGGGUGAGCUGGAAAAGGCACAAUGGGCGCGUUCAACACAUCGGGAUAUCUUUGCCAGAGCCGCUGCGAACUGCCUAGAUCCCAGAACAUUUACCGCUUCUACCCCGAAACCGAAAAUAACCAAGAAUUCUACUAAAGACGAGCUUGCCAUCACCACUGGUGAGGAUGGCGUAAGGCGGAAAGUCUAUGCUGAGAUUGUCGAACCGCUGUCAAAACUCGUCAACAUCGCCUUCAAAGCUGACGCAAAAUACGUGUCCUACUUGGCGAAAUGCAAGGAGGUCGAAACCCAUAAUAAGCUUCACUCGCAAGUAGCCUCAUUCCAUACUGGAAAGACAAUCGUUCCAGAGGACUGGCUGGACAAUCUGAAACAUAUAAGUAUGCAUAUCAUGAAUAUACGUGAGGCAAAGCCGGACCACGAGUUCAAGCCUGUCAAGGUAGCGGUUUUAGACACAGGGUGUGAUGCAGACUUGCCUUUUUGCAAGAUACCAAGGAGGAAGAAGUCCAUAAGAGCGUGGAAGGACUUUGCCAGUAAUGGGGGCGAAGGUACAGGUGCAGACUGUAUGGAAGAUCAAUAUGGCCAUGGCAGCCUGAUGACUCGACUGAUCAUGGAAGCAGCUCCGCUAGCUCAUGUUUAUGUGGCCCGAGUUGCCAAGAAUACUAGGGACCUCGAGUUCAGCAGUGACCAAAUAGCACAGGCAAUUCGCUGGGCCGGGCUUGAAGCAGAAGUAGAUAUCAUCUCCAUGUCUUUCGGCUUCCCACGUGACGACGACGUCAUCUCUGCAGCUAUAGAAGACGUUGAGCGGAACCGUGACAUCACAUUCUUAGCCAGCGCAGGAAACAAUGCGGCUUAUCAAAGAGAAGCUUUUCCCGCGAGACAUCGAUCCGUCAUCUCAAUAAGGGCAACAGAUUGCCAGGGUACCUUUAACGCAAGCAACCCACCUAUAAUUGACCGAAAUAGUAUAGCUCUCGGCACGUUCGGGGAUAACUUACCAACACGUCUCAACAAUGAGAUCACGAAACAGUUUGGCCCUCAAAUCUGCCAUCCUGGAUCAUCGAUAGCGACAGCGGUUGCUGCUGGUAUAGCAGCAUCGACGAUAGCAUACGCAGAAGUUCUCUCGACAGUUCUUCCCAUACCGACAGAACAAAGUCCAGUACAGUCUUUGAGGAGAACUGAGGGUAUGAGAAGAUUGUUGGAAAAGAUGGCACCGGACCAGACAGGGAAUAAUAGGUUUAUAAACCCGAUAUGGUUCUGGAGUGAGAGGGCGGAUGCAUGGAGGGCAUGGGCUGCUAUGUAUGAUGCAGUAUCACCAUUUAUGUACCGAUAA